GUCUAAGAAACUAGGGUUUUUUUCAUCCCUCAAAGAACGACCCACAUCCUCCAUAGAUUGAUCUCUAUCUCUUCAUUUCUCACAAGAAAUCAAACACUUUACAUUCAUAGGGACACAAUUGCAAGGAUCCUCACUCAAAUUUCUUGAGAAUACCUUCUCAUAUAUAACACGAUCAUCUUCACGAAAAUGGCUGCCACCAUUGCUUCGGUCGGCUCAAGCUACGAUCGACAAUCGGAGCUCAAAGCAUUCGACCAAACAAAAACCGACGUCAAAGGCCUCGUCGAUGCCGGAAUCCGGAAAAUCCUUCCCAUUUUCUUCCACCCACGGGACACCACUCCCAAAAUAUCCACCACUGUUUUCAAGAUUCCGGUCAUAGACCUUCAAUCGACCCAUAGAGCAUCGAUGGAGGAGAUGAUUCGUGAAGCCUCCGCGAACCUAGGUAUUUUUCAGGUGGUGAAUCAUGGGAUUCCUAUGAGUGUUAUGGAUGAGGCGGCUCAAAGAGUUCGUAGAUUUCACGAACAAGAUGACGAGGUGAAGAAAGGGUUUUACACGAGGGAUCUUUCGAGUACAUUAGCGUAUAACAACAAUUACGAUAUGUAUAGUUCCCCCGCCUUGAACUGGAGAGACACCUUCUUUUCAUUUAGGGCUCCAUCACCUCCACCGCCUGAGGAAUCACCGGAGAUUUGCAGAGACAUUUAAAUUGAGUACUCAAAUCAAGUCAUGAAAUUUUGAGGCAUACUUUUCAGAUUCUCAGAGGUAUUGGGGUUGAACGUGAAUCACCUUGGAAAUCUCGAUUGUGGCAAGGGGCUUUUAUUCUCUGGCCAUUAUUACCCUGCUUGUCCACAACCAGAGCUAACCACGGGCACAAGCAAUCAUACAGACGGCGGAUUCCUAGUUGUGCUUUUACAAGAACAAACCGAAGGUCUGCAAAUCUGCCAUCAA
Molecule: messenger RNA, 942 nt
Organism: Lactuca sativa (garden lettuce)
Lineage: Eukaryota; Viridiplantae; Streptophyta; Magnoliopsida; Asterales; Asteraceae
Product: 1-aminocyclopropane-1-carboxylate oxidase homolog 1
Source: RefSeq, a predicted model, not a curated record